Messenger RNA from Micropterus salmoides (largemouth bass), 2233 nucleotides. Its product is annotated as psychosine receptor-like. The transcript is spliced from 3 exons. Gene Ontology annotation, molecular function: G protein-coupled receptor activity. The record is from RefSeq and is a predicted model, not a curated record. Gene Ontology annotation, biological process: G protein-coupled receptor signaling pathway. Gene Ontology annotation, cellular component: membrane. Bases 1292 to 2233 code for a protein of 313 amino acids. NCBI's taxonomy places the organism in Eukaryota, Metazoa, Chordata, Actinopteri, Centrarchiformes, Centrarchidae.
AAUCAAUGAGAGUGCUCAGAAAUAGAUUAGGAAAGCUCCCAAGAAAGGUAAAUGAAUUUUUAUGAAUGGAUUUGGUCAAGGAGCUCUAUUGGAAUUCAGUCAGGGAACUGAACUUUUUUUAUUUUUAACAUACAAGUGCAAACCAAAUAGAAAACAAAUGACUGGGACUGUGUAAUUUACGAGGUGGAAACUUAGUGUUCAGAUUCUGAUGCCUUUUUACUGAUAUUGUUAUGUUGCCUUGUAUUGACAUUUUGUUGGGACAAAUCAUCUUUUUUAUUACUGUCAUGUACAACUGUUUUCUGUGGUGUAAACAAGGUCACAUUUACAUAUAUAAUUCUUAACAGAUUGUCUUUUCUGGUGCAUUAUUGCAUGAAAGGAUCUGUUCACAUUUUUCAAGUCUAUCUUAGUGGAUGUAUAUGCCACAUUAUUUGAUGUAUUUGCCACAUUAUAUGUACAUUAAAAGGGAAAUUGGUCUUAUUAGUCCAAAAUACCUAAUUCGUGCUUCCACAGACAGGGUUUGUUUGCUGAGCCACAGCGGAGCGAUAGUAACACAAAGAAGAAAUGUGGUACUGAAAAGACUUUGUGACUUUGGAAGAUCUCCAUUUUAUAUAUUUAUUUUAUUUUAUUAACUUUGCUGGAGCCUCAUAUUAACUUUGGCUGAACCUUUGAUUUUUACAAAGAACGGGAACUGUGGAUUUUGUUCCCCAUCAUAAUGCUGAAAUUGCUUUAAAAAGGGAUCUCAGUAUAUGGACAGAAGGAACAAUUACAGCAACCAGUGACACUUUCAAUGCACAUAAUGGACAUGUGAGCAUUGUUUUUAAGGCAGACUAAAAAAAAGUAGCACGUAGGCACUGCCAUAACAAACAUAACAACCAGCCAUAACAACAUAACUGCGCUAUGGAAACAAUUAGUCAAGCUGAUAUGUAUUCCUUUAUCAGACAAAAAUCAGCAUUACCUUUACCUGAGUCCAUGUCAAUAUUGACACACCACAUAAAGACAAGCAGUCUCAUAUAGACUUAGUACCCUAAUUAAAUCUACCAUGUGGGCCUCUAACACCGGUAGUUUGUUCUGUCAUGGCCUGUCACCCAGUACAUUGCAUACGGUAGUCAGGGACAAAAAGGAGGCAGCUGCAUACUCUUCCUGUUCCUUAAAGCUGACUGAUUAAGCAGUGGAAGACCUCACAACUGAAUGAGUCAACUCUGCAUGUGUUUUAAUGUUUUCAUUUGAAUAAUAAUGAAUUUUAUGGACAGAAUUUGGAGCAGAAUUACAACUGAAUAAAGAGUGUGAGCAUAUGAACACCACAUCUGCAAUGGAAAACUUAACCCUGGCCACCAAUCAUUCAGAAUGUUACUCGGCUGAUAGCUCAUCCAGGAGGAAGCCGUUUCUAUUUUUCUACCUGGCCAUCAUCGUCACUGCCAUCCCAUCCAACGUCUUCUCCCUCUACGUGUCCUGGCAGCACAUUAGACAGAAGAACGAGCUGGGUGUGUAUCUGUUCAACCUGGCCCUGAGUGACCUGACCUUUACCAUCGUCCUCUCUCUGUGGCUGCACUUUCUGUGGACAGGUGUUUGGGCCCACGGUGGCUACGUUUGUGUGCUAUCUGUCUACUUUCUCUUCACUAACUUUUACACCAGCGAUGCUCUCCUCUGCUGCAUUGCUGUUGACCGCUACCUGGCAGUGGUUCACCCAUUAAAGUACACUUUCUUGAGGAAAGUUGGCACUGCAGCAGUAAUCAGCGCUUCCAUUUGGGUGUUGGUGGUCUGUUUCAAUGCCACCACCAUCACCUGGGAGGACUCAUACCAUGAAAACAACAAGUCUUCGGUGUGUUUUGAUAUCUUCGUCCCACUGUCAGAAACCUUGGCUCGGGCUAAUAUAGCACGUUUCUUCCUGGGCUUUAUUGUUCCCAUUCUCCUGCUGAUGUUUUCCACCUGGGGGAUCUGUGAGGCAGUGAAAUCCAACCAGGCCACAGAGGAACAGGAACGUAAACGGAUUUCAAAGCUGCUGACAGUUGUCCUGCUCUGCCUUUUGUUCUGCUUCGGACCUAUUCACGUCCUUAUGCUUCUCCGCACACUAGUGGAUGACUGCAGGAAUGUUGCGUGGCUUCUCUAUCCGUACAAGAUCAGCACAGCUAUCUCGAGCCUGAACUGCCUUGCAGACCCUCUCCUUUACUGCUUCAUUACUAGAACGGGAAGGAUGUGUCUAAGGUGUGGCAUUGAGAUAAACGUGGAUGUAUAA